Messenger RNA from Asparagus officinalis (garden asparagus), 1239 nucleotides. RefSeq lists its product as uncharacterized. The coding region runs from base 1 to 1239 and encodes 412 amino acids. The record is from RefSeq and is a predicted model, not a curated record. The transcript is spliced from 3 exons. Lineage: Eukaryota; Viridiplantae; Streptophyta; Magnoliopsida; Asparagales; Asparagaceae.
AUGUCUUUGGGAAAUGUUGGUGGGGAUACUCCUCACAGUUUUCUCCCUCCAACCCAACAAUCAGCAAAGAGAUCAAGUUAUGAAACUUGGACCACCGAAGACAACAUACUUUUACUAACUGGUUAUUUUCACGUUAGUAAUGAUAGUGAGUUGGGGAACAACCAAAAGGGUGAAACUUUCUGGGGUAAAAUUACACAGUACGUGAAUGAGAACGCCAAAAGUGGAAAGGAGAGGAUUGUGUCUCGGUGCCAUAGUCAUUUCAAAGACAUCAACAGAAACAUAUCCAGUUUCAUUGGCUGCUACAGUACUGCAUGUAGGGAGAAGCGUAGUGGAGGAAAUGCAUCCGGUAGUAGUGGCUCUAAAAGAAAGAGUAGUGGUGAGGAUGUUGAAUCAUCAACUCCUACCCUUGUACGUCCAGAGGGUAGGGACGUGGCAAAGAAGAAAGCUAGAGGUUCCUCUAGUAAAACAUCUGUGUCAAGGAAAUCAAAGGGGGCAAUUGAGGAGGAAUUAUCUAAGCUAGUCAGUGCUCAUGAAAAAUUUGAAGAGAAAAGAUCAAGUACUGCUUCAGCUAUGAAUAACCUGGCUCAUUCCAAUAAUAUGGAGAUGUAUCGAAUGAAAAGGCCUCUCUUUCUACGAAUUGUGGACUCUAUAUCAAAUUACGACGAUUACUUCACACAACGGCGCAAUAAUGCGGGCAAGCUUGGGUUAACGCCUAUCCAGAAGUGUACGGCUGCCAUACGCAUGCUCGCAUAUGGAGUCGCAGCCGAUGCUUGUGAUGAGUACGUCAAGAUAGGAGAAUCCACUGCUAUCGAGUGUACUCGCAAGUUUUGCGAAGGGGUAAUAGCAUUGUUUCAAGAUGAAUACUUACGACGACCAAAUGUGGAAGACUUGCAGAGGUUGCUCCAAGUUGGACAGGAACGUGGAUUCCCAGGGAUGAUUGGAAGUAUUGAUUGCAUGCACUGGCAGUGGAAAAAUUGUCCUAAGGCUUGGCAAGGGCAGUUUACUAGUGGACACAAGGGGACGGCAACAGUUAUCCUCGAGGCAGUUGCGUCAUAUGAUUUGUGGAUAUGGCAUGCUUUUUUAGGGCUUCCUGAUAGUUUGAAUAACAUAAAUGUACUAGAUAGGUCACCGGUUUUUGACGACAUUGAGUCGGGUGAAGCUCCACGGGUAAACUUCACCGUGAAUGGGCGGGAGUACAAUCUUGCAUACUAUCUUGCCGACGGAAUCUACCCUAAGUGA